UCAGAGGCUGCUGCGGGUACUCGGAUCUGAGAGAGAGACAGUUUAAAGACAAUGGCCUGCAGACGGAGGAAACCCUAAAGUGAUUAAGUGCUUUAACCUUCAACCUGGUCCUGAUAUUGAAGUUAAUUCACUCGCUUCAUCCAACGCCAGUCACGCUACAUGAGAAGAUGGUUACUACUUAUGGGCGUGUGUUGGGUUGGUUUGUUUUUCUUGCUUUAUUUUUUGUGGGCAUGCAGUACUGUAUGAAGCAUCAUUUACCUGACACUUCCUUAAGAGGGCAUAGUGUAUAAAUAUCAGCCAGUGAAUCUGUGGCCUGGGGCUACAAAAGGUCUCACAAUCACUCCUGCCCCCAUCGUUCCCUGGGAUCAUUGUUGGUCUGACGUCCCAACUGCUCAGACAUGGCCCCGAAGAAAGCCAAGAAGAGGUCAGCAGAGGGAGCCAACUCCAAUGUCUUCUCCAUGUUUGAGCAGGCCCAGAUCCAGGAAUUUAAAGAGGCCUUUACCAUAAUGGACCAGAACAGAGAUGGUUUCAUUGACAAGAACGAUCUGAGGGACACCUUUGCUGCUCUUGGACGUCUGAACGUGAAACAGGAGGAGAUUGAUGAGAUGCUCAAAGAGGCUUCUGGCCCAAUCAACUUCACGGUUUUCCUCACUAUGUUUGGUGAAAAGCUUAAAGGUGCCGACCCGGAGGAGACGAUCCUCAACGCAUUUAAAGUCUUUGACCCUGAAGGGAAAGGCGUGCUGAGGAAGGACUACGUGACACAGAUGCUAACAACACAGGCCGACAGAUUUUCUCCUGAAGAGAUGGAGCAGAUGUUUACUGCCUUCCCCCCUGAUGUGGCAGGAAACCUGGACUACAAAAAUCUGGUUCACAUCAUCACUCACGGAGAAGAGAAGGAUCAGGAGUAAACCUUUUUGUGCAUGUACUCAUUAAAUAGAAGGCUUGUCCCUUGAAGGUGACUCACGGCCAUGAAGAGGACGCAGACUGUUUAGCUGGCUUGAAUGUUGGCUUUGUUGUUUCUGUUCGAUGACAUCACGGGACAACGCUGACAAACUGUUCUUUUCCAGACCAAAAAAGUAGACAGUCAUGAGCAUCAGUACAGUCAGAUGUUUGCCCCUUUUCUGCUUUAUCUACAUCCAUCUUAGACUUAUGUCCCCUCCCCUCAUCAUUUUGCACAACAAAAUCUACUUUUGUCAUUUCGUCUUGUCAGGGUUUUGCAUGUUGGUGUAAUAAACAUUUCCA
Molecule: messenger RNA, 1242 nt
Organism: Cololabis saira (Pacific saury)
Lineage: Eukaryota; Metazoa; Chordata; Actinopteri; Beloniformes; Belonidae
Gene: myl2a
Product: myosin, light chain 2a, regulatory, cardiac, slow
Exons: 8
Coding region: 399-908 (169 amino acids)
Biological process (GO): heart development; muscle cell fate specification; cardiac muscle contraction
Cellular component (GO): cytoplasm; myofibril
Molecular function (GO): calcium ion binding
Source: RefSeq, a predicted model, not a curated record